Penicillium olsonii is the source of this 1479-nucleotide messenger RNA. Lineage: Eukaryota; Fungi; Ascomycota; Eurotiomycetes; Eurotiales; Aspergillaceae. The record is from the annotation of a GenBank genome assembly.
AUGCAUGAAAUCGUCACCCUUCAGCUGGGCCAGCGGGCCAACUAUCUUGCAACCCAUUUUUGGAAUCUUCAGGAAUCAUACUUUACAUACGAUGGCACAGAGCAGUCUCCCGUUGACCAUGACGUGCAUUUUCGACCCGGUGUUGGAGCAGAUGGCUCGGAGACUUACACACCACGAACCCUGAUCUAUGAUCUCAAGGGAGGGUUUGGUACGCUGCGCAGAUACAAUGCUCUUUAUGAACUUGGCGAAGACUCCAACGCCGGCCAAGGAUUAUGGGAUGGAAGGGAAGUUGUCCAAAAGCAAGCACCGAUCACGCAAAGCGAAUAUCAAAAGAGCUUGGAUAUGGGCACACCAGCUCCUCGCUUGACUUCGGAAUCCGUCCGCUACUGGUCGGAUUAUAACCGGGUGUUCUACCACCCAAAGUCCAUCGUUCAACUUAAUGAAUACGAGCUGCACUCGCAGACUAUGCCUUUUGAGGAUUGGAAUGUGGGAGAGGAGCUAUUCAAUGAUCUGGACAAGGAGCAUGAUUUGCUCGACCGUGAUUUGAGACCACUAAUUGAAGAAUGUGACCAUUUGCGAGCGCUGCAACUCUUUGCCGGGUCAGAUGACGCCUGGGGUGGAUUCACAGCUCAGUAUAUGGAACGAUUGAGAGAUGAAUUUGGGAAGAAGAGCAUUUGGGUCUGGGCGAUUGAAGAUGGCACCAAGACACAACGGCAUCACCAAUUCAAGAAAGAUACGAACAAGGCGAGGUCGCUCUACUCGAUCUCACAACAGGCAUCGCUUUAUGUCCCAAUCAUUGACCUGCCUCACAAGCUUCCUGGCUACCUGGAGGUAGAUCGCCAAUCAGAAUGGCAGAAGACAGCCUUGAUAGCAUCGGCGAUUGAAACGGUCACACUACCUUCUCGACUGAAGCCGUACCAGUAUUUCGAGGCCGCCCUUGCCGGGGAGGAUGGGACACACACCAUCUUCGAGUUGCAGUCGUCCAUCAAUAAAAUCAAUGACGGUCAUACAAAGCAGUCGGCCAAUGAAGAUGAGCAAGCUCACGCCGAAACCGAGUUUGACAUUGACUUCACCUAUGACGGCGAAGACAAGGGCGCCCACAUCUUCAACCAAGUUCAGGUCACUCGUGGAGACGAGCCGGAGACGGCCUCCGAGUCGCAGGACCAGGAUAUUGGACACCUGCGAAAACUCAGACUCUACAAUUCAGAGUCUAUGCUUCAGAGUUUCCACACGCCGCUCAGCAUGCCUGUUCUUGACAGCUUCCCGCAUAGGAUGUUCCCUCCCCAGGAAGGCGGUCUCAACGUAUUUACCGCAUUGACCGCUUCAACACGAACGGCGCAACGGCUCAAGGCUUAUUCAGGAACUGCGGCACGUUUGGUGUCGGUUGAAGAGCGUGAGGCGCUUGUGAACGGACUCGGUGAAAUUCGAGAAUUCUACGAGACAGGGUGGAGCAGUGGCUCGGACGAUGAAGAUGACUAG